Arabidopsis thaliana (thale cress) is the source of this 1722-nucleotide messenger RNA. It is a transcript of the gene CPI1, whose product is annotated as cyclopropyl isomerase. The transcript is spliced from 7 exons. The record is from RefSeq and is marked reviewed. The coding region runs from base 669 to 1307 and encodes 212 amino acids. Gene Ontology annotation, cellular component: membrane. Lineage: Eukaryota; Viridiplantae; Streptophyta; Magnoliopsida; Brassicales; Brassicaceae. Gene Ontology annotation, molecular function: cycloeucalenol cycloisomerase activity.
CAAAGAAGUAGAAAAAAGAGGUGAUGUCAUAAUAAACGGUAAAAUAAUAGGAACGAUGAGCGAGCGGAUCUAGCUUUCGUCAAAAUCAUCAUCACUGAGUACAUCUGCCACGUCAGCUUGAUUGGGAUCUAUUUGGUCGCCCGUACACAAAAUCUCGGCUCACUCACUCACACUACUCAAGUCAACGUUUCUAAGAUUCUCCGGCGGAGCGAUUAUGUCAGGAUCUUCUUCACCGAGCUUGUGGCUGGCACCGAAUCCGAGCAAGAGAUGGGGAGAGCUCUUCUUCCUCUUCUACACUCCUUUUUGGCUCACUCUCUGUUUAGGCAUCGUUGUUCCUUACAAGCUUUACGAGGUCUAUGCGAUCAUCAAAUGAGCAUUGUUUUUAAGUGUCUGAUGUAUUUAGGAGACGAUGAGACAGAGUUGAAGUAGCUAUUCACUUUUUUUUAUCUGCUAAAUUAGAUCAACAAAGUUUAUGAAAUGAUGUCUCAUUGUUUACCAUGUCAGUGUUUUAGAGAUCUGAAAAUUUUACUGUUGUAUGAAGUUGUCUUUUAAGUGGUAUUGAAGAAGUACUAAUAAGUGUUAGUUACUUUGCAAACUAGCAGACAUUCACGGAGUUGGAGUAUCUGCUUCUAGCUUUGGUUUCAGCUGUUCCUGCUUUCGUUAUACCCAUGUUACUCGUUGGAAAGGCCGACAGAAGUUUAUGUUGGAAGGACCGCUAUUGGGUUAAGGCAAAUCUCUGGAUAAUUGUUUUCAGCUAUGUCGGAAACUACUUUUGGACUCACUAUUUCUUUAAAGUUCUUGGAGCGUCCUAUACUUUUCCAUCAUGGAAAAUGAAUAAUGUGCCUCACACAACAUUCUUCCUAACACAUGUUUGCUUCCUCUUUUACCACGUUGCAUCGAACAUUACUCUUCGGAGGCUACGCCAUUCCACUGCUGAUUUACCAGAUUCUCUGAAAUGGUGUUUUGAGGCUGCAUGGAUACUUGCGCUUUCUUAUUUCAUUGCAUACUUGGAGACUAUUGCUAUCGCAAAUUUUCCUUACUAUGAGUUUGUGGACCGAAGUGCCAUGUACAGAGUUGGAUGUCUUUUCUAUGCCAUUUACUUCAUUGUGAGCUUCCCAAUGUUCUUCAGGAUGGAUGAGAAAUCAACUGAUGAAUGGGAUUUAUCUCGAGUGGCUGUUGAUGCUUUGGGUGCUGCUAUGUUGGUAACAAUCAUUCUUGAUCUAUGGCGUCUCUUCUUGGGACCUAUAGUUCCCUUACCGGAGGGACAAAACUGCCUUCAGUCUGGAUUACCAUGGUUCUCCAAUUGAAGAUUGAAAGAUCGGUUACUUCCACCAAUUCAGGGAAUUGACAUGGGACUGAGAGAGAAACCUGCAAAGGAAUUUCCAUUAACACUUUACGGAAUUGGGAAGCAGUUAAUGCAGGGCAUGUUUCUAAGGCUUUUCUUCUCCAACUGCUGAUUUGUUUGUUAGUUGUUUUUGGUUUUCAGUUUCUCUUGAUGAACUUUCCCAAUGUAACCUUUCAAGUUAUCCUUUAUAGAACAGAAUGGAACUUCGUUUUUUGUUGUGGACUCGAUAUAUUGGUUCGUCCUCUUAAGUUCAUUAAAACAAGAAAGACCAUAACACCAUUGAAAGAACCAAAACUUGAUAUUAAAUGGUAAAGUCUCAUCACAUGAAGUAGCUAAGGGCUUACUUUACUUCUGCAACCUCCCCCGUAGCAUUUGUU